Molecule: messenger RNA, 819 nt
Organism: Striga asiatica
Lineage: Eukaryota; Viridiplantae; Streptophyta; Magnoliopsida; Lamiales; Orobanchaceae
Source: the annotation of a GenBank genome assembly
CUCCCGAGCAAACGCCCUUUGCCUCCCCACGACUAUAGUAAUGUGAUCUUUAUUUUGGACUACCUUAACCCGGGCUCGGGAGAUUCUCGAUUGCACAUUGUAACUGCACUCGACUGGGAUCAACUCAUCAUCGUUACCGUGAAAUAUAGUCACAUCACACUUGAGUUGACUGUUGACCUCGUCCAAAUAGCCCUCGAUUUUUCCGGCAGUGCCGCAAAUUAUGUUGUGAAGCGUGUGCCAAGCGGCAUUGCGGUGGUUCUUGCAUAUGACGAGGCAGAUGGUCCUGCUAAUGUGCUCGUACCAGCAAGCUAUCGACGCGCCGAAUGCUAUGGGUGGCCACACGCGCCGUGGGGCUACUCUCCUCAUCAUGUGCUGUGUCGCUUGUUCCCCUUUUGGUGCGGGAAAAUAUGGCUGCCAAAAUUUGGCCUUGACGAAGAGCGUCUCCUUGAGAGACGAGCGUGUGGUCCACGCGGUACACGUGGCGCAAUCGCAAUCGGACCACCUAGGAACCGGAACCUUCUGUUGCCGGCCGAUUCUCUCCCGGAGCAUCUCGACGACGGUGGAAUUGACCGAGAGUCCGGCCGCCGGCGAAGGGCGGGCCCCACGGCCGGCCAUCCCGGAGGACGACCGGGAAAGUUCCGAGACGAGAGAGGGACGGGCGUAGAGUGUGUCGGAGAUUUGCUCGAGCUCGAGUUUUGUGCUCGUGAGACGAACGAUUCUCGACUCGCCGCGCUCGGAGACGAGGAUUUUGGCGCCGCCUCCCGAGAUAGCCUCCCGAGGCGACGAGCAGUAGCAGGGCUUCCACUCGGCCUCGGCUAA